Molecule: messenger RNA, 696 nt
Organism: Punctularia strigosozonata HHB-11173 SS5
Lineage: Eukaryota; Fungi; Basidiomycota; Agaricomycetes; Corticiales; Punctulariaceae
Exons: 6
Coding region: 1-696 (231 amino acids)
Source: RefSeq, a predicted model, not a curated record
AUGGCAAAGAUUGACAGCCGGCUGAGCCAGCUGGAUGUCUACAUGGAGCGUGCGUACCAGUUGGCGCCGAAUCAGCAACGGACGCUGAAGAACUACAUCAAACACAACAUGAUACGCCCGCUUGGUACAUACAAGAAGAUCUCGAAGAACAUGGAGCCGAAGAUCAUCAAAUAUGCCGAAAAGCUUAAGAUCCCGGAAUACGCGAAAUCCCCCGGCAUACGCACACACGUCAACGAAUUCCUGAAUCACCAGACAACGCAGAUCAAAGCCGCGUUUCACAAGAAGAUAAUCGCCCGCGUCGAGAAAGGACACGCUCUCGAUGCCUACGUCAAGGACGUUAUCCUUCCCUGGCAUAUGUCUCCGAGACCGGUGGUGGCACCUCGUUCGAUCAUGGCUCGUGUUGCGUUGCUGUCUGAUAUUGCUGAGCAGAAGCGCAAGAAGCUGAUCAAAGACUUCUGGAGCGCCGUGGAAACGAAACUGCGGGAGCUCGAAGCGAAGCAUGGAACGAACAAACAGUCGGAUGAAUGGAAACAAUGCGACGAGGAGUACAUUGCGGCCGAUCAAGCCAAGUAUAAGAACACCGUUGAUGCCGAGUUCUACAACAUGGAUUUCGACGGCGAAACGGACCAAGCCUUCGAUUUUGACACGAACGGCGCGGACGAUGAGGCAUUCGGGCUCGAUGUAACCGUCAAUUAG